CCUUAACCGUGUCAUAUCAUACAAAUCAAAAUUGGAAACUUUAAUUAUUCGCUGUCAUCGGAUUACAGAGAUUCUUAUUUUCCUUCACUUGCAGAGGAUUUCUAUUUCUGAAACCACAAAACCUGACUCGGUCUUGACUCUUGAUCCGAGUCGGAAAGACUGGUUCAGCUAGCUCUAUGCUCCGUCGUCCCCUCUAGGGUUUCUUGCCGUCGCGGAUCUGACAAUAAAUCAUGUCUCGAGUGGAGGAUCUAUGGGAGCGGUUAGUGCGGGCUGCAUUAAGAAGUGUAAGAAUUGGGAUUGAUGCACUUGGUCGCCCUGUUAGUGGAAUUGCUGGGAAUGUUCCAUCUUCUCUUGCAAACAAUAGGGAUAUAGAUGCAAUUUUGAGAGCUGCUGAUGAAAUCCAAGAUGAAGAUCCUAAUAUCUCCAGAAUUUUGUGUGAACAUGCUUACUCACUUUCCCAAAAUCUGGAUCCCAAUAGUGAAGGGCGAGGUGUUCUACAAUUUAAGACUGGUUUAAUGUCUGUUAUCAAGCAAAAGCUAGCUAAAAAGGAAGGUGGAACCAUCGAUAGAAGUCAAGAUAUUGCUCGCUUGGAAGAGUUUUACAGGAUUUAUAGAGAGAAGAACAAUGUGGACAAGCUACGGGAGGAAGAAAUGAAAUUGAGGGAGUCUGGUGUUUUCAGUGGAAAUCUUGGCGAAUUGGAGCGGAAAACAGUGAAGAGGAAAAGAGUUUUUGCUACUCUGAAAGUUUUAGGCACAGUAUUGGAGCAGCUUACCAAGGAAAUUCCUGAUGAGUUGAAGCGCGUGAUUGAAUCAGAUGCUGCUAUGACUGAAGACCUUAUUGCUUAUAACAUCAUUCCUCUGGAUGCUCCUUCAAUAACAAAUGCCAUUGGGUCCUUCCCUGAGGUACAUGCAGCAGUUUCAUCUUUGAAAUACAAUAGGGGACUGCCAAAAUUGCCGUCAGAUUUUCCUAUUCCUGCUUCUAGAGAUGCCGACAUGCUUGAUUUUCUGCAAUAUGUUUUUGGGUUUCAGAAAGACAAUGUCUCUAACCAGCGCGAACACGUGGUCCACCUCCUUGCGAAUGAGCAAUCUCGACUUGGUGUUCCUGGUGAAACAGAGCCUAUAUUGGAUGAGGCUGCUGUACAGAGUGUAUUCCUGAAGUCCCUUGAAAAUUACAUUAAUUGGUGUAGCUACUUGUGCAUUCAACCUGUAUGGAGCAAUUUGGAGGCUGUUAGCAAGGAAAAGAAAUUACUGUUUGUUUCCUUAUAUUUUUUAAUAUGGGGUGAAGCUUCUAACAUCAGGUUUCUUCCGGAGUGCUUGUGCUACAUAUUUCAUCAUAUGGUUAGGGAAAUGGAUGAAAUUUUAAGACAGCAGACUGCUCAACCAGCCAAUAGUUGUGCUUCAGAGAAUGGUGUAUCAUUCCUUAAUAGUGUCAUUGGUCCUCUGUAUGAGGUUGUUGCUGCGGAAGCUGCUAACGGUGAUAAUGGAAGAGCACCUCAUUCUUCUUGGAGAAACUAUGAUGAUUUUAAUGAAUAUUUUUGGUCACUUCAUUGCUUUGAACUGAGUUGGCCCUGGCGCAACAGUUCAUCUUUUUUUCAGAAACCAAAGCGGAGGUUGAAGUAUAUUCUCGAAUCUGGAUCAAGUAAACAUCAAGGGAAAACUUCAUUCGUUGAGCAUCGAACGUUUCUUCAUCUUUAUCAUAGUUUCCACCGUUUAUGGAUAUUUCUUGUUAUGAUGCUGCAGGGACUCAUAAUAAUUGCAUUUAAUGAUGAACUAUUGAACUCCAAGACACUACGUGAAGUUCUUAGUCUUGGCCCAACAUUUUUUGUGAUGAAAUUUUUCGAGAGUAUCUUGGAUGUUAUCAUGAUGUAUGGCGCAUAUUCUACAUCUCAACGCUUUGCUGUUUCUCGAAUUUUUCUACGUUUUAUUUGGUUUGGUGCUACUUCAGCUAUCAUAUCUUUCCUAUAUGUCAAAGGUUUCCAGGAAGAGAGUAAACCAAAUGCAAAUUCUGUUCUCUUCAGACUGUAUGUGAUUGUUAUAGGUGCAUAUGCCGGAGUCCAAUUUUUUAUAAGCGUUCUCAUGAGAAUACCGGCCUGCCACCAUUUGACCAAUCAAUGUGAUCACUGGCCUUUGAUUCGCUUUGUCAAGUGGUUGCACCAGGAACGAUACUAUGUUGGACGUGGCAUGUAUGAGAGAACUACUGACUUCAUCAAGUAUAUGCUGUUUUGGCUAGUUGUUUUGGGUGGAAAGUUUUCAUUCGCGUAUUUUCUCCAGAUUAAACCACUGGUGAAACCAACAAGGACUAUUGUGAAACAGGACUCCAUAAUAUAUUCAUGGCAUGAUUUUGUCUCCCAAAAUAACCAUAACGCUCUAACCGUUGUUAGUUUAUGGGCGCCGGUGAUCGCUAUCUAUCUCUUGGAUAUCUACGUGUUUUACACUCUUAUAUCGGCUGCUUGGGGAUUCUUGCUUGGGGCAAGGGAUCGUCUUGGGGAGAUAAGGUCUUUGGGUGCUGUUCACAAGCGUUUUGAGGAGUUCCCUAAGGCUUUUAUGGAUACUCUUCACAUCCCUCUGUCAAGCAGGAUUCCUCACGGUCAGUCUAGUCCGGUGGUGGAGAAGAACAAGGUGGAUGCUGCUAGAUUUUCUCCCUUUUGGAAUGAAAUAAUAAGAAAUCUAAGGGAAGAAGAUUAUGUCACAAAUUUGGAAAUGGAGUUGCUUCUGAUGCCCAAAAAUUCUGGGAAUCUUCCCUUAGUUCAAUGGCCCCUGGUUCUUCUUGCAAGCAAGAUAUUUUUGGCCAGAGAUAUUGCAGCGGAGAGCAGGGAUUCUCAAGAUGAGCUGUGGGAAAGGAUUUCUAGAGAUGAUUAUAUGAAGUAUGCAGUUGAGGAGUGCUAUCACAGUCUUAAACUUAUUCUCACAGAAAUUUUGGAAGGAGAAGGAAGAAUGUGGGUUGAGAGGGUAUAUCAAGAUAUUCAAGCUAGUAUAGACAAGAGGAGUAUUCAUGUUGACUUUCAGCUGAAUAAGCUACACCUUGUCAUUUCACGAGUUACCGCUCUCAUGGGAAUUCUGAAAGAGUCGGACAAACCAGAAAUGGAAAAAGGUGCUGUAAAGGCAGUUCAAGAUCUCUAUGAUGUUGUGCGGCAUGAUGUGCUUUCUGUUAAUAUGAGUAAAAACUAUGAUGAAUGGAAUUUGUUGUCAAAGGCAAGGAUCGAGGGUCGCCUUUUCAUGAAUUUGAAGUGGCCAAAAGAUGCUGAGUUGAAAGCACAAGCUAAAAGACUGUAUUCCCUAUUAACUAUCAAAGACUCUGCGUCAAAUAUCCCUCACAAUCUUGAGGCCAGGCGUCGGCUGGAAUUUUUUACCAAUUCCCUUUUUAUGAAGAUGCCCAAAACAAAGCCAGUGCGUGAGAUGCUGUCAUUCAGUGUGUUUACUCCAUAUUAUUCAGAGAUUGUUCUUUAUAGCAUGGGUGAACUCCUGAAGAAAAAUGAGGAUGGAAUAUCAACUUUGUUUUACCUGCAGAAAAUAUAUCCAGAUGAGUGGAAGAACUUUCUUGCUCGAAUUGGCCGUGAUGAGAAUGCAUUAGAUACUGAACUUUUUGACAGUCCUAGUGAUAUCCUGGAGCUCCGAUUUUGGGCCUCCUACCGAGGACAGACAUUAGCUAGAACAGUUCGUGGGAUGAUGUACUAUAGAAAAGCUCUCAUGCUACAGACAUAUUUGGAAAGAAUGGCUGUUGGGGACGUCGAAGCUGCAUAUUCCGGUACCGAUGCAACUGAGACUCAAGGUUUUGAGUUGUCUCCUGAAGCACGAGCUCAGGCCGACCUUAAGUUCACAUAUGUGGUUACAUGUCAAAUAUAUGGGAAGCAAAAGGAGGACCAAAAACCUGAAGCAACUGAUAUUGCGUUGCUGAUGCAAAGAAAUGAAGCCUUGCGUGUUGCAUUCAUUGAUGAAGUUGAAACUCUGAAGGAUGGUAUAGUCCACACAGAAUACUACUCAAAGCUCGUGAAGGCGGACAUCAAUGGAAAAGACAAGGAAAUUUACUCUAUAAAAUUGCCUGGAAAUCCAAAACUUGGCGAAGGAAAACCUGAGAAUCAAAACCAUGCAAUUAUAUUUACUCGUGGAAAUGCAGUUCAAACCAUUGACAUGAAUCAGGACAACUAUUUUGAGGAAGCCUUGAAAAUGAGAAAUCUUCUCGAGGAAUUCCAUUGUGAUCAUGGUAUUCGUCCUGCCACCAUCCUUGGUGUCAGGGAACAUGUGUUUACCGGAAGUGUCUCUUCUUUGGCCUCCUUUAUGUCCAAUCAAGAAACAAGCUUUGUAACUCUGGGUCAGCGUGUUCUUGCGAAUCCUUUGAAGGUUCGUAUGCAUUAUGGGCAUCCUGAUGUUUUUGAUAGAGUUUUCCACGUUACACGAGGUGGUAUCAGCAAGGCCUCUCGCAUUAUCAACAUCAGUGAAGACAUUUUUGCAGGAUUUAACUCAACUUUACGCCAAGGGAAUAUAACUCAUCAUGAGUAUAUUCAGGUUGGUAAAGGAAGGGAUGUUGGCCUCAAUCAGAUUGCUGUUUUCGAGGGGAAAGUUGCUGGUGGUAAUGGCGAGCAAGUUCUUAGUCGAGAUGUUUACAGGCUUGGACAGCUAUUUGAUUUCUUUCGCAUGAUGUCAUUCUAUUUUACCACUGUGGGAUACUACUUUUGUACCAUGUUAACGGUGCUAACUGUAUAUAUUUUCCUUUAUGGGAAGACAUAUUUGGCAUUAUCUGGUGUGGGUGAAACUAUGCAAGUGAGAGCUCGCAUAACAGAUAACACAGCACUUAGUGCUGCAUUGAAUACUCAGUUUCUUCUCCAAAUUGGUAUAUUUACUGCUGUGCCAUUGAUUUUUGGUCUCAUCUUGGAACAGGGUUUGCUGAAGGCUGUUGUCAGUUUUAUCACAAUGCAGCUUCAACUUUGUUCUGUCUUCUUCACAUUCUCUUUGGGCACAAAAACUCAUUAUUUCGGUCGAACAAUACUUCAUGGUGGUGCAAAGUAUCGAGCCACUGGUAGAGGAUUUGUGGUCCGCCAUAUUAAAUUUGCUGAGAACUACAGGCUAUACUCCCGUAGUCAUUUUGUAAAAGGAUUUGAAGUGGCAAUAUUGUUGAUAGUGUACCUUGCAUAUGGAUAUAACGAGGGCGGUGCCCUCUCAUAUAUUCUUCUGAGCAUCAGCAGUUGGUUUAUGGCUCUUUCUUGGCUUUUUGCCCCCUAUUUGUUCAAUCCAUCUGGAUUUGAAUGGCAAAAGACAGUGGAGGACUUCAGAGAUUGGACAUACUGGCUUCUUUACCGAGGUGGGAUUGGAGUUAGGGGAGAAGAAAGUUGGGAAGCCUGGUGGGAUGAGGAAUUGGCACAUAUCCGAACCAUGAGAGGGAGGAUAAUGGAGACUAUCUUGAGUCUUAGAUUUUUCAUCUUCCAGUAUGGCAUUGUUUACAAGCUUCAUUUACAAGGAACAGAUACAUCAUUGACGGUUUAUGGCCUGUCAUGGGUUGUGCUAGCAGUGAUUAUUGUUCUUUUCAAGGUGUUCACAUUCAGCCAGAAGAUAUCAGUUAAUUUCCAGCUCCUAUUGCGCUUCAUCCAAGGACUCUCCUUCUUGAUGGCACUGGCUGGUUUAGCCAUUGCAGUUGUAUUUACAAAUUUGACAGUUCCAGACAUUUUUGCGUGUAUCUUGGCAUUUUUGCCUACCGGAUGGGGAAUUCUAUCUAUUGCAUCUGCUUGGAAGCCGUUGAUGAAAAAGUUGGGGUUGUGGAAAUCAAUUCGUUCGAUUGCACGUUUAUAUGAUGCAGGAAUGGGGAUGAUUAUUUUCAUCCCUGUUGCAUUAUUCUCGUGGUUUCCAUUUGUAUCAACAUUCCAAACUCGGCUCAUGUUCAACCAGGCCUUCAGUCGAGGGUUGGAAAUUUCUCUUAUUCUUGCAGGAAACAAUCCCAACACGGGGAUAUGAUGACAAACCAACCUUUGUAGGUAUUGUUGUAAAUAACCGAAUAACAUUCUUCUGUGAGUUUUGGGGCACUUUUGGGAAAGGGGACUUUUUUGGGGUGUAAGAUUUGUCUUGUGGUUUUCAAUUCCACUGUUUUUCUCGGCUGCCCUUUUUGAAGGGAAUUUAGUAACAGUGAAACCAUUCUAAUACAAAGGAGAUCGAUCUAGGCACGGAACAUUUUUCUCAGUCGAUGGAUCUGUCACUCUCUCAUCAUAAACGGGGCCUCCUAUUGUGUGCAUGAAACUUUGUGCAUUUCUUACUACUUCAAGUCAAGUCAUAUUUUGUC
This is a messenger RNA of Tripterygium wilfordii, 6264 nucleotides long. RefSeq names its product callose synthase 9. Gene Ontology annotation, cellular component: plasma membrane; 1,3-beta-D-glucan synthase complex. The record is from RefSeq and is a predicted model, not a curated record. Gene Ontology annotation, molecular function: 1,3-beta-D-glucan synthase activity. NCBI's taxonomy places the organism in Eukaryota, Viridiplantae, Streptophyta, Magnoliopsida, Celastrales, Celastraceae. The transcript has 52 exons. Bases 231 to 5942 code for a protein of 1903 amino acids. Gene Ontology annotation, biological process: (1->3)-beta-D-glucan biosynthetic process.